GGCAAAAAAGCAUAUGCCAUGGAAAGAAACCCAUGAAUGGAUUUAAAUAAAGUCCAAUAUUAUUAUAUCUUGUGUAUUCCCUCUCUUUAUAUAUGUGUGGUGAAGGAAGUUUGUGUGUGCAUCAGAAAAACAUAGUCUUCUUGUCGUCAAGAAAAUUUUCUUGAGACUUCUUUCUAAUCAUCAAAAUGCCUGCAAUUGCUGUCGGAAGAUUAGAUGAUUCAUUUAGCAUUGGUUCGUUGAAGGCCUAUGUAGCUGAAUUCAUCUCCACCUUGCUCUUUGUUUUCGCCGGAGUCGGCUCCGCCAUUGCCUACAACAAGUUGACGGCGGACGCAGCUCUUGAUCCGGCGGGGCUGGUGGCUGUGGCCAUCUGCCAUGGUUUCGCUCUGUUUGUAGCCGUCUCGAUCGGAGCCAACAUCUCCGGUGGCCAUGUAAACCCUGCAGUCACCUUUGGUUUGGCUGUUGGCGGCCAAAUUACGCUACUUACUGGCCUCUUUUACUGGAUUGCUCAACUUUUGGGCUCCAUUGUGGCAUGCUAUUUACUCGUAUUCGUAACCGGAGGAUUGGCUAUUCCAAUUCAUGGAGUUGGUGCUGGUGUUGGAGCCUUUGAAGGAGUUGUUAUGGAAAUUGUUAUCACAUUUGCUUUAGUCUAUACUGUGUAUGCGACAGCAGCUGAUCCAAAGAAGGGCUCAUUGGGCACAAUUGCACCCAUAGCCAUUGGUUUCAUUGUUGGUGCCAAUAUUUUGGCUGCCGGUCCAUUUUCAGGUGGGUCGAUGAACCCUGCCCGCUCCUUCGGACCGGCUGUGGCCAGCGGCAACUUCUCCGGCAUCUGGAUUUACUGGGUUGGACCCCUCAUUGGUGGUGGCCUCGCCGGUCUCGUCUACGCCUAUGUGUUCAUGUCCCACGAGCAUGCUCCCCUACCUACCGACUUUUAAACUAUUUCGUUUGUAAUUUCAACGUGUUCAAAUUGAAACUUUUUCACCUUUUCUUUUGGUAAUGAAAGGAAGAAGAGGAAAUUUUUGCUUUUCUUCCUUUAUUUCAUCAUGGUUUCUUUGCUGUAAAUCCAUUUUCUGGUGUAAUGUUGCUUUCUUAAAGAUCAUUUAAUCGAAGGUUUGGUCCCAAUUCUCUAUA
Messenger RNA from Olea europaea var. sylvestris, 1128 nucleotides. Its product is annotated as aquaporin TIP2-1-like. Gene Ontology annotation, molecular function: water channel activity. The record is from RefSeq and is a predicted model, not a curated record. Gene Ontology annotation, biological process: water transport; transmembrane transport. Gene Ontology annotation, cellular component: membrane. The transcript is spliced from 3 exons. Lineage: Eukaryota; Viridiplantae; Streptophyta; Magnoliopsida; Lamiales; Oleaceae. The coding region runs from base 186 to 932 and encodes 248 amino acids.